Molecule: messenger RNA, 4178 nt
Organism: Lethenteron reissneri (Far Eastern brook lamprey)
Lineage: Eukaryota; Metazoa; Chordata; Hyperoartia; Petromyzontiformes; Petromyzontidae
Product: atrial natriuretic peptide receptor 1-like
Biological process (GO): cGMP biosynthetic process; intracellular signal transduction; protein phosphorylation
Cellular component (GO): plasma membrane
Molecular function (GO): protein kinase activity; ATP binding; guanylate cyclase activity
Source: RefSeq, a predicted model, not a curated record
UGGUCGAGGUCCACGAUGCAGCUUGUAACAGUGGCCGGACAGUUGAUCAGUUUCCGCCUGCUGCGCUGCGAGGGGGAGCGGCGGCGUCUGCCUCCCCGGAGCCCUAGCUCGCCACAAAUCGAGUGGCAGCAGUGGCUCUGGCUCGUGCAUCUCCAUCCGCUGCGCUGCAAGGAGAGGUUGUGGCUGCAUCCUCGGAGCUUCAGCUCACCACGCGGCAGGUGGAGGCGGCGGCUGCUCAGGACACGCAGUAUUGGCUCUUUCUUCCUCUCUCGCUUUGAUGAUCACCGUCAUCAGCCGAUCAAUUGUGGAGUGAUCUACUUCUCCUGCAGGGCGGACGACUUCCGGCGCCUGAUGAUCCAUGCGCUCUACGUGGGCCUCUCCCUCGACGACUACGCCUUCAUCUACGUGGACCUCUAUGGCGAGAGCCUGGUGGGGGCCCAGGGCAUGCCACGACCCCCCUGGCACCGCGGCGACGCCAACGACCCCGUCGCCAAAAAGGCCUACCAGUCCGUUCUAAUCAUCACCUACAAGCAACCAGAGGGCGCUGAGUACAGGACAUUCAUCGAGGAGCUGAAGAGGCGAGCACCGGAGCAGUAUAACUUCACAGCUAGCGACUCGCUGAAAAACAUCAUUCCUGCUGGCUUCUACGAUGGGAUUCUGCUCUACGCGUUAGCUCUUAAUGACACCCUCACCGCAGGAAGGCUGGUGAAAGACGGAGUGGUGCUCAAGCGAUACAUGUGGAACCGAACAUUUCAAGGUGUCAUAGGAAGAGUCACAAUCGAUGCCAAUGGAGACAGGGAAGUUGAUUUCUCCAUCUGGGACAUGACGGACCCAGAGGCGGGCCAGUUCAAGAUCGUCUACAACUACGAUGGCAGCAGGCAGGAGAUGGUGCCCAUGCCUGGUGUCCUCAUCCACUGGCCCGGGGGCUACGUCCCCUCCGACUUGCUGCCCGACAACAAAGUCAUAACCAUGGUGCAGCAGCUGCUGAUUGUGGUGAGCCUCCUGGUGCUGGUGGUGCUUGCGACAUUCUUCCUGAUUUACCGGAAGCUGAAGGUGGAGAAGGAGCUGGCGAGCAUGCUGUGGCGGCUUCAGUGGGAGGACAUCCACUUCAGCAAGCUCGAGAAGAGCAGGCGCACGGCCGGCAGUCGACUCACGCUCUCCAUGCAUGGCUCCAGCUACAACUCCUUCAUGACCCUGCAGGGAAAGAAACAAUUCUUUGUACAGACAGCAUAUUACAAGGGCAAUAUUGUGGCAAUUAAGCGGGUGCCAAAGAAACGCAUCGAGCUAACCCGCCAGGUCCUGUUUGAGAUGAAGCACAUGAGGGACGUGCAAAACGACCACCUGACCAGGUUCGUGGGAGCCUGCAUCGACCCACCCAACAUCUGCAUCGUCACCGAGUACUGUCCCCGAGGCAGCCUGAAGGAUAUUUUGGAAAACGAAAGCAUAAACCUGGAUUGGAUGUUUCGUUUCUCACUCAUCAACGACAUCGUCAAGGGCAUGGCCUACCUCCACGCCAGCGUCAUCGGUUCGCACGGCGCGCUCAAGUCAUCCAACUGCGUGGUGGACAGUCGCUUUGUCCUCAAGAUCACCGACUAUGGCCUGGCCACCCUCCGCUCUGACCCAGAGGCGGCGGAGGGCACCAUGCUCUUCGCAAAGGUCCUGUGGACUGCCCCUGAGCUGCUAAGGAUGGAAGUGGUCCCUCCCCAGGGCUCCCAGAAGGGUGACGUCUACAGCUUCGGGAUCAUCCUGCAGGAGGUCGCGUUCCGCUGCGGCCCCUUCUACAUCGAAAACAUGGACCUAAGUCCCAAAGAGAUCGUUCAGAAGGUGAAGAACGGGCAGCGGCCCCACUUCCGGCCGAGCACAGACACGAGCCGCCACGUGGAGGAGCUGGGCACGCUCAUGCGGCGCUGCUGGGCCGAGGAGCCCUCCGAGAGGCCAGACUUUGGCUACGUCAAGAUCCUGCUGAGGAAGUUUAACAAAGAGCGCAGCAGCAACAUAUUGGACAACCUGCUGUCCAGGAUGGAGCAGUACGCCAACAACCUGGAAGGGCUCGUGGAGGAACGGACACAGGCCUACCUGGAGGAAAAACGCAAGGCCGAAGCCCUGCUCUACCAGAUCCUGCCCCAUCCCGUCGCCGAGCAGCUGAAGCGCGGGGAGAUGGUUGCGGCCGAGGCCUUCGACAGCGUCACCAUCUACUUCAGCGACAUCGUGGGCUUCACAGCCAUCUCGGCCGCCAGCACGCCCAUGCAGGUGGUGACAUUACUCAACGACUUGUACACCUGCUUCGAUGCUAUCAUCGACAAUUUCGACGUCUAUAAGGUGGAGACGAUUGGCGACGCGUACAUGGUGGUGUCAGGGCUGCCCGUGCGGAACGGCAAGCAGCACGCGCGUGAGAUCGCUCGCAUGUCGCUCGCGCUGCUCGACGCCGUGCGCUCGUUCCGGAUCCGCCACUGCCCCGAUGACCAGCUCAAGCUCCGCAUCGGCAUCCACACGGGGCCGGUGUGCGCUGGGGUAGUGGGCCUCAAGAUGCCGAGGUACUGCCUCUUCGGUGACACCGUCAACACGGCCUCACGCAUGGAGUCCAACAGCCAAGCCCUGAAGAUACACGUGUCACUUGCAACAAAAGAGGUGCUCGAUGAGUUGGGGUCCUUCCAGCUGGAAUUACGAGGCGACGUGGAAAUGAAGGGGAAGGGGAAGAUGACCACCUACUGGCUUCUUGGAGAGGACCCGGAAACGUUGAACGAGCUCUGCUAGCGAGCGCUCGAGUCCGAACUGUUUACCGCUCCUCUAGCCGAGCCCCCAGGGGAUGCUGCCGUGCAGUCCUCCCGUACGACGCGCGUUCUGUUUUCUCACCCCCCACCCCCCCCCCCCCCGAGUGCAUAUCCAAUGAUUUCGUAGUGGCGUAAAGAAACAUAAAAAAACUACAUAUAUGUGCGUGAGCAAAACAACCCAGCAGAUUUAUACACUGAUGCCAUGUACCACUGGCACAAACCCGCAUCGCGCUGGGGCCGUGCCUGACGCGGUUCAAGGCAGCGCCAGCGUUGUUUUUCCACUACAGAAGCCGAGCCGUGCAACUGACAUCACAUGGAAUGGAUGAGUUGAGAUGCGAGAUGGCGAGACGUUAACUUCCUCACCUGGUAUACAGGAGGUCGUCGGUUUGAUCCCGACUCUUGGCACCUGCUGUAUAUUUGGAGUUUGCGUGUCGCUCUCUCCCCGUAGUCGCGUGGAUUUUUCUCUGGGUUCUCUAGUUGUUUCCUCCACAUUUAGAAUCAACGUGUGCUUAAGAGUGCUUUGCUGCAAUACAUUUCCACGUGACAAGUGACUUAAUUGAGCUAUCAUUUGUGGCCAGGUCGCUUCUGAAACAGAGCGAUAUAGCUCAGUGGGCCUUACACCUGGUAAAAUAAAAAAUAGUUAGAGCAGUUGAGUUUCCUGUCGGUGACGCAGUGACUGCGCGUCCUCACAGUGCACUGACUGAUGUCACGUGAAAUGAAUGCUUCAUUAUCUACGCCUCUGGCCCUGCUUGGCCCCAAGCUAGACUCAAACACCUUCCUAUUAAAUCUUGAUGACGAUUGCUUGUGUUGUGAUCGAAACGUCGUAGUUUUUUGUAAUUUUCUUUGAGCCAUCUACUCACUUUACCAAAAGACUCAAAGAAUACCUUCCUAUUAGGCCAGCAUAUCACGAUUUUGCUACGGCUUGGCAUGGCAAAUAUCGAGUGGAAAAUCCACCCAUGUUGUGCUGGCUCGGCCCGGUUAUGCCGGUGGAGAAGAGGUAUUAAUCGUCAUGUGAUGUUUAUUUUAUUUCGUGUUUUUUUUGUCAUCAUGGUAUUUUUUUUCAGUCGGCACCUUUUUGUAAACCAUUGGCAUCAAGCUGCUAUGACUUGUUACCUUUAAGAGACGUCAGCCUAUAUCGUUGCCUUUUGUACUUCUCAAGAGGUUCCUACUGUAAUGUUAAAUACUUAGUGUAAAGACUGCCUCGCGUGAUUUUGUUGGUAUAUUAUUGUAGAUAAUGUACAUAGAAGCUAAUCUAUAAUUAUUUUCAAAUAUACGGUAUAUAUUACAAGCUUCACAAAUAUUCCCAAGUUUAGUUAUUUGAAUUGCCGUAUUUGCUAUUGUUGACAAUAUAAUGCAGCGUUUCUAUAAUUAUGAUUGCAUUUAUUUAUUAAAAUGCUUUUUCGACUC